Xiphophorus couchianus (Monterrey platyfish) is the source of this 634-nucleotide messenger RNA. It is a transcript of the gene cimip5, whose product is annotated as ciliary microtubule inner protein 5. The transcript has 4 exons. NCBI's taxonomy places the organism in Eukaryota, Metazoa, Chordata, Actinopteri, Cyprinodontiformes, Poeciliidae. Bases 261 to 611 code for a protein of 116 amino acids. The record is from RefSeq and is a predicted model, not a curated record.
ACCACACAUAACAGCUCCUUGGUGAUGUUUUAGUUCUAGAGCUAAUUUUAUAAUUUUAACGUUCACAUGGUUUUUUUCCAUACUGCACUGAGUAUGUUACGUUAACAUGCUAACAAUAGGCUACAUGCUAUUUUAGCUGCCUUUAGCUCUGCAGACCAGUUUCCAUGGAAACGUAAACAAAACGAACCGUGAUUUGGGUCGGCUUCCCUACCUUUUACCCGAAGUUAACGGAGAUAAAUCUCUACCGUGCCGUCGUCAGCAUGGAUCCCCCGAAAAGCCGCUCAGAGUAUGACGAGAGUCGCAAAAAUCCCGUAAGUCUGGCCGAACAGUGGAAAGACCUGUGCGUAAAAGAGAGGAGCAUAGCACUGGGAUGGGAUGAGACCUGGGGCGCUGUCCUGGAUUGUGGCACACAGGAUGCCCCAAUGGAGGAGAAGUCUUUACCGAAAAACCUUUCGGUCUAUUCCGAGAUCGUCCCCAACACCGCCAAUCAAGUGUAUGGCAGCAGGCAGAUCAUGCCUCACGGGCAGGAGAUGAUCCGACAGGACGCGUUGCCACUCUUUCACGGAAGCUACAGAGGAAAGAAGAAGGCUGCGGAGAAGGAACCAUCAUAAAAGCAUAAAUAAGACGUCAGUGA